AUGGAAGAAACUUGCAGUGGGGCCUUCCCGACCCUGUCUCGGGUCAGGUUUAAGUCGUCCUUUGUGGUUGCUGGCGAGCCACGUGGCGUUGUCCGACCUCCAUAUGACCACCUCACUCAGUUGCUGAUAAAAGUGAUGGAUGAGCGUCCACAGAAUGUGGUGGAUGUGAUUGAGGACAUGAGCCAUGACGUGAAGCAGGGUUUAUUUGAAAACAAGCAGAGCACCCUGCGAGUCCUUCCACAGGCUACAGCUGCUGAGUUGCUGGCUGAGCGGCAACGCCUGCUGUUUUCUCGGCAAGAAGAGACUGAACAGGAGGAAGAACUGGUAGAAACACCUCUUCCCAACGUGAGUGAAAUUGGCUUCUACCUGGAGCAGGCUGGAGUAGGUCUGGGCAGGGAGGAGAUGCAGAGGGUCUUCCUCGCACUCAAGCAGCUUGUUGAGUCGCAGUCGCUGCUGCGCUGCCGACUGUGGGGCAAGGUUCUGGGUACAGAGAGCAACUAUGUUGUUGCCGAAGCUGAGUACAGAGAGGGGGAGGAAGAGGAAGAGCAAAGCACGGAGGAAGCAGCUGAGGAAGAGGAGAGAGAGGCAGACACUCAGGAGAAUGAGAUGGAUCCACUUCCUCAGUUGACCUAUCAACCCCUACCAGUAGUGCCGAAGGAACCCAUAGGAACAGGUGCUAACAAGUAUAUUUACUAUGUGUGCAAAGAGCCUGGUCUUCCUUGGGUAAAGCUUCCUUCAGUCACUCCUGCACAGAUUACUGUUGCGCGCCAGAUCCAUAAAUUCUUCACUGGGAGGCUUGACGCCCCAGUUGUGAGCUACCCGCCUUUCCCCGGGAAUGAAGCUAACUAUCUGAGGGCACAGAUUGCUCGGAUCUCUGCUGGCACACAAGUCAGCCCCCAGGGCUUCUUCCAGGCUGGAGAAGAGGAAGGUGAUGAGGAAGAUGAGGCACCGCGGGACAGCUACGAAGUGAAUCAUGACUUUGAGGGCAUUCCAGUUGCUGAGAUGUCUGAAUCCACCUGGGUGCAUCAUGUUCAGCACAUCCUACCUCAGGGUCGCUGUACUUGGGUGAACCUGGCUGUGAAACCAGGAGAAGACUCUAAUGAGGAAGGAGAGGCUGAGGAUAAAGAAGAGGAGCCUGAUGAGCCUGAGCCGGAAGUUGGACCCCCUCUGCUCACUCCUCUCUCCCAAGAUGCAGAAAUCUUCAACACCCCUCCUUGGUCCUCCAAGAUGUCCUCCACUCUCACCUCUCAGCAUGCAGUAGCUGUGCUGCGUUCCAACCUCUGGCCAGGGGCAUAUGCAUACGCCUGUGGAAAGAAGUUUGAAAACAUAUAUGUUGGAUGGGGUCUGAAGUACACAGGGGAAGGGUACAGCCCACCUGUCCUCCCGCUACCACAGAAAGAAUAUCCUAGUGGACCAGAAAUCACUGAGGCCCUGGACCCAUCACUGGAGGAGGAACAGGCAGUGAAAGAAGCUUUAGAGGAGCAGCAAGCUGCCCAGGAGGAGAUGGAGGACACAGAUGAAGAGGAGGAAAAUGAUGACUGAGAAAACAGUUUCUACAUUUUUCAAGUACUUAUUUGGAAGUCACUAGCCAAAUAAAUCAGUUUACUCAGCAA
Micropterus dolomieu (smallmouth bass) is the source of this 1613-nucleotide messenger RNA. It is a transcript of the gene rsph4a, whose product is annotated as radial spoke head component 4A. Bases 1 to 1542 code for a protein of 513 amino acids. Gene Ontology annotation, biological process: cilium assembly; cilium movement involved in cell motility; axoneme assembly. NCBI's taxonomy places the organism in Eukaryota, Metazoa, Chordata, Actinopteri, Centrarchiformes, Centrarchidae. The record is from RefSeq and is a predicted model, not a curated record. Gene Ontology annotation, cellular component: axoneme; radial spoke. The transcript has 7 exons.